Molecule: messenger RNA, 1400 nt
Organism: Coffea arabica (coffee)
Lineage: Eukaryota; Viridiplantae; Streptophyta; Magnoliopsida; Gentianales; Rubiaceae
Source: RefSeq, a predicted model, not a curated record
ACAUUCGGUGCAAAGACUCAUUGCCAGAGUUCGUCUGGCAUCAAGGAACUCUGACUCCCUCUUCGCUCUGCAUCGAAAUUUGGGUAGUCUGACUUGUAUGGUUGCCGCUAUCUAAGGCUACAUGCCCUCUAUUACCUGUAGUGUUGCCAAAGGUAUAUUUGUUUGUUUCCCCUUUGUUCAUUGCCUUGCGAAUAGACUUUUUUCCUAUGUCAACCCAGCAUUGAAGCAGAAUUGCAUCCAGAAUACUCGUUCAUCCAGCUCAACUUGGGGGGAAAACGAUUUAAGGCGGUGCAUUUUUAACUACUACAAGAUUUAUUUAUAGUUAAUUAAAGAUGAGAAAACAAAGGCGCAGAGGUUCGGAGCGUUUGCAUUUCUCUAAGCAGCAUGAAAUUGCUUUUGCCCACCACCUUUUAAACAUGUAUAGAGCUAGUGAAAUUAAGGACAAUAACAUUUCUAGCUUUGUGGUUCCCGAAAUACAACGGCAGUUGAACUGCCAAUCCCGUACCUUCUUCACUUUCGAUAGUAUAAGAGCCAAAUACUAUGCAUUGCGAGAGCUAACUAAACUAUACAUUGCCUUCAAAAGGCGGGGAACGGGAUUGGAUUGGGAUAGCCAGAAGUUUACCUUCCUUAUGGACGAUAACAAGUGGGUCAAGAUGGAGCAGGUGAACCCAAAAUUUGUAAAAUUUCAAAAUGACUGCUCAGUCUAUCAUUUACUUGAGGAGGUAUUUGUCAACCAAGGCGCAGCAGGAGACUUCAGCUCUAACUUCGAGAACGACCACCGUACUUCAGCCGAGGAGCAAGACAUGGAGACUGCUGCACGAUGUGCACGGGGAAAGGGAAGGUCGAACUAUGUGGAUGACAAUGCUGAUGUUGAGGUAAUAGGGGCGAAAGAAGAGAAAGGGAAGAAGGGUAAAGGAAAACGGAAGUCGGGUGAUUGCUCAAGCAGUAGUCCUAUGUCCACCACCUCUGGUUCAGUAACUGAUAGAUACCUUAGGGCUCUUGACACCAUUGAGUCGCUGGUUAGUCGAAAGAAGAGCAGUAGCAUGAGUGUGUCAGUCAGCUCUCCGACCAAGUAUCGUUCUGGCCGAGAUGGAUAGAAGAAAUUGGACUACAACCCCGCCUGACUAUUUGGCUAUUUGGAAUUUAGUUGGAUCAGACGCCGACCGCAUCACCUUUACGAAGUUAAAAGGCUAUCUCCCGCCUGACCAUGGCACUCAGGAGCCCCUUCCCCCAACCCCGUUAUAGUCGUUUGUGCAUUUGGAGCACUUUUUUAAAACUCGAGUUGCUGCCUUUGUUUGUUUAUGCUUGAGACCAUUAGUUAUAGUAUUUGCUACUGGAACUUUGAGUGUUUUUUUUACUAUGCUUGUCAUUUGUUUAUUCAAAUUCAGGAUGCUUUAUGG